CGCGCAGUCAUCUGUGUCGUGCGUGUAUCGGGACCGGAGCCACUCGGGGAUCCGUGUAAAAGUAAAAAUGUCGUGUGUGAAAUGCAACAGUUGUAAUAUUGUCAUUGACGAAUUAUUGUCCUACAUACAAAACAAAAUAUCAAUAUCGGACGAAGAAAGCCUUGUGAAAAUAUGUUCAUCGUUUUUUACUACUGAGCAGAUCGAAAAUUCCAACAUAUUGUUGUUUCAAGCUGUACCAUCCGAACUCAAGCGAAAAAUACGUAAAGGAAAAGGAAAGGAGAACCGUGAGCUGUAUGAUAUCAUAAGCUUUUUUAAAGCUACUGAUCAGGAUGUGCUACCGAUAUUUGUGGCCCGUGAUUUGGAGAAACUGCCUCCAAUUACGUUCGAUCACCUGGAUGUUUCAAAACUCCUCAAGGAUUUGGUACGGGUACAAACAGAGAUCGAAUCUUUGAAAUCAUCAUGUGUGACUAUAAAUCAAUUUGAGGAUUUUAAGAACGAGUUUCUUAAAGUCAAAGAACGCUCGCCGCCUUUUUCUGCUGUUAAAGUUAACAUGAAGAGAGGUGCGUAUUGUAACAGUGGCCCUAUGGGGCUUUCGCAUCUGGACGAGUCAUUAUUGCAAAGUUAUGAAAACAAGACUUGUGACGAGAUUAUAAGCAACGAAAACUGUCUUCAAUAUAGAAGCAUAAACAUAAAAAAUCUCGAGGGUAUAAGUAAAACCGCUCCAAUUCAAAACCAAACUGGUGACGACCGCGGUAAAACGGACUGCGAGAGCGAGCGACAGGUAACGAAACGAAAUGAGUCACCGCUAUCGCUCGCACCAGAUGUAAACAAACGAAGUGAAGUUUUGACGUUGAACGAGAAUAGCAGCGCAGUGGAAAAUGUCUCAUAUGUGGACGUAAUAAAGUCGAGUGAGUGGAAAACAGUCGAAAAAAGGAAGAGGAAGAUAUCUAGAAACCGUGUUGAGGGCAAAACAGGGACUGUUUUAAUAGAUGCCGAGGAAAAGUUCAGGGCGGCUGAGAAGAAAAUACCCCUUUUCAUCACAAAUGUACAUAAAGAUACCAGAGAUUCGGAUAUCGUUGACUACAUAAACAAAAAGACAAAUGAAAUAGUCACAUUAGAAAAAAUAUCCAUAAAACGUCACUGUGAGCAUAAUGCUUAUAAAUUCUUUGUAUCACAAAAUAAACUGCCAUUAUACCUAGAUGAGAAAUUAUGGCCCCAAGGGAUUAUUUUUAGACGUUUUAUAAAUUUUAAAAUAAAACGUAAUGUAACUCCUACGUCAGGAAGCGGCCCGCCUAUAUAGAAGUCAUGGAUAAAAGUUUAUACAAGUUUGUUACGUUUAAUUGUAAAAACGUCAAACGGUCUAUAGAUGCGAUUCGAGAUUUAU
This is a messenger RNA of Ostrinia furnacalis (Asian corn borer), 1384 nucleotides long. RefSeq lists its product as uncharacterized. Lineage: Eukaryota; Metazoa; Arthropoda; Insecta; Lepidoptera; Crambidae. Bases 68 to 1300 code for a protein of 410 amino acids. The record is from RefSeq and is a predicted model, not a curated record. The transcript has a single exon.